Molecule: messenger RNA, 2679 nt
Organism: Plasmodium adleri (nom. inval.)
Lineage: Eukaryota; Apicomplexa; Aconoidasida; Haemosporida; Plasmodiidae
Product: liver specific protein 2, putative 6-cysteine, putative
Exons: 1
Coding region: 1-2679 (892 amino acids)
Source: RefSeq, a predicted model, not a curated record
AUGGAGAAUAACAAGGAGUACUCGUGUAAUAACCAGAGCAAAGUUGAAGGUGGGAAUUUGGCCCUACAAUGUACUACAGAAAAUGAAGUAUAUUGUAAGAAUACUACAUUAGAUAAUAAUAACCAGAAUAAUAUACCAGAGAAUAAUCAUUAUUAUGAUAAUGAUUCAUAUUAUCCUAAAUAUGAUUAUUCGAAUAAUACUCAUAAUUAUGUGGAUUAUCAUAAUAUGAAUUAUCUGAAUUAUGCAUAUACCUAUAAUAAUUAUAAAAAUGAAAAUGGUUCAUGUAUUAAUUUGGACAAUAUAUAUUAUACAGAUGAUUAUUAUGCAAAUAAUUAUUAUCUAAAUAAUAAUUAUUCAUAUACUAAUUAUAAUCCUAAUAAUCUUUCAUAUUCUAAUUAUAACCGUAAUAAUCAAUCAUAUAAUAAUUGUCCUAAUUGUAAUUAUAUAUAUGAUAAUUGUCAAUAUGCUAAUUGUCCCAAUUGUAAUUAUCCCAAAGAUAAUUAUUCAAAUAAUAAUUAUUCAAAUAAUAAUUAUUCAAAUAAUAAUUAUUCAAAUAAUAAUUAUUCAAAUGAUAAUAAUUCAAAUAAUAAUUAUUCAAAUGAUAAUAAUUCAAAUGAUAAUUAUUCAAAUGAUAAUAAUUCAAAUGAUAAUUAUUCAAAUGAUAAUAAUUCAAAUGAUAAUUAUUCAAAUGAUAAUUAUUCAAAUGAUAAUUAUACAAAUGACAAUUAUCCAAAUAACAAUUAUCCAAAUAACAAUUAUCCAAAUAACAAUUAUCCAAAUAACAAUUAUCCAAAUAACAAUUAUCCAAAUAACAAUUAUCCAAAUAACAAUUAUCCAAAUAACAAUUAUCCAAAUAACAAUUAUCCAAAUAACAAUUAUUCAUAUUAUAAUUAUCCAAAAAACAAUUAUCCAUAUUAUAAUUAUCCAUAUAAUAGAUUUCCAUAUAUUUUUUAUCCAUAUAAUUAUUGUAUAUAUAAUAAUUUUAACAACAAUAAUACUCAUUGUUCAUUCGAUAAUGACAAGACAUAUAUCCCUACCAAUUGCAUGGAUAACUAUGUAGAUAAUUUACAAAGGAAUCAUUCUUAUGUUAACAUGAAUCGUACAUGCAAUUUUAAAAAUUUGCCUAAUAUGAACAAUGUGUAUAUACCUACCAAUCUAGCAUCUAAUUAUAGGGUACAUACUGCAGGUAUUAUUAACACUGAUAAUAAUAUGAAUAAUCAUGUAAAUAAUCAUAGCAGUAAUCAAAUUAAUAUGGAAAUAUAUAAUAAUAUGGAAACAAAGAAUGAUAUGGAAACAAAGAGUGAUAUGGAAACAAACAAUGAUAUGGAAGUAAACAAUGAUAUGGAAGUAAACAAUGAUAUGGAAAUAAAGAAUGAUAUGGAAACAAAGAAUGAUGUGGAAACAAAGAAUGAUAUGGAAAUAAAGAAUGAUGUGGAAAAAAAUAAUAUGGAAAAACAGAUUAUAGAAAUAAAGGAUAAUGUGGAAAAAAAGGAUUUGGAAAAAAAUAAUAUGGAAAAAAAGAUUAUAGAAAUAAAGGAUAAUGUGGAAAAAAAGAAUAUAGAAAUAAAGGAUAAUGUGGAAAAAAAGGAUAUGGAAAAAAAGAAUAUAGAAAUAAAGAAUAAUAUGGAAAAAAAGAAUAUAGAAAUAAAGAAUAAUAUGGAAAAAAAUGAUAUGGAAAAAAAGAAUAUAGAAAUAAAGAAUAAUAUGGGAAAAAAGAAUAAAGAAAUAAAGAAUAAUAUGGAAAAAAAGAAUAUAGAAAUAAAGAAUAAUAUGGAAAAAAAGAAUAUAGAAAUAAAGAAUAAUAUGGAAAAAAAUAAUAUGGAAAAAAAUGAUAUGGAAAAAAAGAAUAUAGAAAUAAAGAAUAAUAUGGAAAAAAAUAAUAUGGAAAAAAAUGAUAUGGAAAAAAAGAAUAUAGAAAUAAAGAAUAAUAUGGAAAAAAAGAAUAUAGAAAUAAAGAAUAAUAUGGAAAAAAAGAAUAUAGAAAUAAAGAAUAAUAUGGAAAAAAAGAAUAUGGAAAAAAAUAAUAUGGAAAAAAAGAUUAUAGAAAUAAAGGAUAAUGUGGAAAAAAAGGAUAUGGAAAAAAAGAUUAUAGAAAUAAAGAAUAAUAUAGAAAAAAAUGAUAUGGAAAAAAAGAAUAUAGAAAUAAAGAAUAAUAUGGAAAAAAAGAAUAGUAUAAACAAUAUGGAUGAUAGCAGAGAAAAAGUGCCUUUGAAAAAUAAAGUCAUUAAAAUGGUUAGUCCAUUGGAUGGUAACUCAAAAAAUAUAAAUACUCUUGGUAAUGACAAAGAAAAUAAAAUUAAUCAAGAUGUUGACGCAAAAAAUAUUAAUAUUAUGAAUGAUACCUCUAAAGAUGUAAAUAAUACAAAUGGAAACUCAAAAGAUGUAUAUAAUUCAAAUUGUUACUCAAAAAAGAGAUGUUAUUUAAAUUAUUUCUUAGAACAUGGACAUAAUUUAGAUUAUUACUUAAAAAAGAGACCCUAUUUAAAUUAUCCCUUAGGAAAAAGAUAUAAUUCAGAUAAUUCCUCAAAAAAGGAAUGUAAAUCUGAUAAUAACUCAGAAAAUAUAAUUAAUAUAAAAGAUAACAAUAAAAACAAGAAUAAUAAAGAUGAUAAAUUAGAAAAAAAGAAUAAUUCAAAUGAUACUACAGAAGAUGUAUCUAAGAAAAAUGAUGACAAAUAA